Messenger RNA from Elephantulus edwardii (Cape elephant shrew), 1923 nucleotides. RefSeq names its product solute carrier family 7, member 4 (gene SLC7A4). The record is from RefSeq and is a predicted model, not a curated record. The transcript is spliced from 4 exons. Gene Ontology annotation, molecular function: amino acid transmembrane transporter activity. Lineage: Eukaryota; Metazoa; Chordata; Mammalia; Macroscelidea; Macroscelididae. Gene Ontology annotation, biological process: transmembrane transport; amino acid transport. Gene Ontology annotation, cellular component: plasma membrane. The coding region runs from base 1 to 1923 and encodes 640 amino acids.
AUGGCUCGGGGACUGCCCAGUGCCGCCUCCCUGGCACAUCUCUGCAGGAAGCUGAAUCGGCUGAAGCCACUGGAGGAAUCUACCAUGGCCACGUCGUUGCAUCGCUGCCUGUCCACGCUGGACCUGACGCUGCUGGGUGUGGGGGGCAUGGUGGGCUCAGGCCUCUAUGUACUCACUGGGACUGUGGCCAAGCAGAUGGCCGGCCCGGCUGUGCUGGUCUCCUUCGCCAUGGCCGCUGUGGCCUCUCUGCUGGCUGCCCUGUGCUAUGCAGAGUUUGGGGCAAGGGUGCCCCGCACAGGCUCUGCCUACCUGUUCACUUAUGUGUCCAUGGGGGAGCUGUGGGCCUUCCUCAUCGGCUGGAAUGUGCUCCUUGAGUAUCUCAUCGGUGGCGCUGCAGUGGCACGAGCCUGGAGUGGUUACCUGGAUGCCAUCUUCGGCCACCAAAUCCGAAACUUCACAGAGGAACGCCUGGGUGUCUGGGAGGUGCCCCUGCUGGCCAGCUCCCCAGACUUCCUGGCUGCAGGCAUCCUGCUUGUGGCCUCAGCCUUCGUGUCCUGUGGCGCCCGAGUCUCUUCCUGGCUAAACCAUGCCUUCUCAGCCAUCAGCCUGGGCGUCAUCCUUUUUAUUAUCACGUUGGGGUUUUUCCUGGCUCGCCCGCACAACUGGAGCACUGAGGAGGGAGGCUUUGCACCCUUCGGAUUCUCGGGCAUCAUGGCUGGCACUGCCACGUGUUUCUAUGCCUUUGUGGGCUUUGAUGUCAUUGCUGCCUCCAGUGAAGAGGCCCGAAAUCCGCAGAGGGCAGUGCCCAUGGCCAUUGCCAUCUCUCUUAGCCUGGCAGCUGGUGCCUACAUUCUGGUCUCUACUGUGCUGACCCUCAUGGUGCCCUGGCACAGCCUCGACCCAGACUCGGCGCUGGCAGAUGCCUUCUUUCGGCGUGGCUAUCGCUGGGCUGGCUUCAUCGUGGCAGUCGGCUCCAUUUGCGCCAUGAACACGGUCCUGCUCAGCAACCUCUUCUCACUGCCACGUAUCGUUUAUGCCAUGGCCACUGAUGGGCUCUUCUUCCCACUGUUUGCCCGCGUGCAUCCCAGGACACAGGUGCCCAUGGCAGGCAUCUUGGUGUUUGGGGUCCUCAUGGCCCUCUUGGCAUUACUUCUGGACCUCGAGGCACUGGUCCAGUUCUUGUCCAUUGGCACACUGCUGGCCUACACCUUCGUGGCGGCCAGUGUCAUAGUACUACGCUUCCGGAAAGCUGCUCUGCCCGACUCCCAGGGCCCAUCCAGCCUGGGUGCCCUGACCAAGAGGCACAGCUCCUUCUCAGAUCACCUUCAGCUGGUGGACCCUGAAAAUGCCUCAGCCCCUGAGCCUGGGCAGCUGCGACCAGCCCUGAGACCCUACCUGCACUUCCUCAGCUGGUGCAGUCCAGGAACAGCGGUGGUAUGGGCACUGGUCAUUCUGGUGGCAUCAGCCAUUGCCUUGGGCUGUGUGCUGGUCUUUGGUGGUUCAGCCCUGCACCUUCCUCGGUGGACCUAUGUCCUACUGCUUCUGCUUAGCAGCAGCAUGUUUCUACUCAGCCUCCUCGUCCUGGGAGCCCACGAGCAACAACACAGGCAGGAUACCUUUCAGAUCCCCUUGGUGCCCUUGACUCCAGCCCUGAGUGUCCUCCUCAACAUCUGCCUCAUGCUGAAGCUGAGCUACCUGACCUGGCUGCGCUUCUGCAUCUGGCUGCUGGUCGGACUCGCUGUGUAUUUUGGCUACGGCAUCUGGCACAGCAAGGAGAACCUGCGGGAGCCGCUGGGACUGACCACCACACGCUACGUCAUGUUCCCCAGUGGGAGCCUGGAGGAAACUGUACAGGCUGUGCAACCCUCCAGCCAGCCCCCUGCCCCGGAGCCCAGUCACAUGGAACAGCCUGACAGCCCGUGA